This is a messenger RNA of Scomber japonicus (chub mackerel), 1530 nucleotides long. RefSeq names its product transmembrane protein 151Ba (gene tmem151ba). The record is from RefSeq and is a predicted model, not a curated record. The coding region runs from base 1 to 1530 and encodes 509 amino acids. The transcript has 2 exons. Lineage: Eukaryota; Metazoa; Chordata; Actinopteri; Scombriformes; Scombridae.
AUGUCCCCUGCAUCGGCGGCUGCAACGGCCAGUGAGAGCAGCACCACCACUGUCCCCGAAGAGGAGCCGGACAGCCCCCGAGAGGAGCAGCGGCCCCAGAAACAGUCCCUGAUUAAAGCCCUGUGUCAGGAAACCCACUGGAAAUGCCUGCUGCUGUCCCUGCUGAUGUACAGCUGCAUUGGGGUUAUGGCCUGGUGCCAGGUGACCAAGGUUACACACCUCUCCUUCGACAGUGCUUACAAGGGAAAGUCUAUGAUGUACCACGACAGUCCCUGUUCCAAUGGCUACAUCUACAUCCCUCUGGCCUUCCUGGUCAUGCUCUACGUGGUGUACCUGGUGGAGUGUUGGCACUGCUACACCAGGAACGAACUGCAGUACAAAGUAGAUGUAGAUAGUGUGGCGGAGUGCAACCAGCGCAUGCGGCAGGCUACUCCCUGCAUCUGGUGGAAGGCCAUCAGCUACCACUAUGUCAGGAGGACACGGCAGGUGACCCGCUACCGUAAUGGGGAUGCUUACACCACAACGCAGGUGUACCAUGAGAGAGUCAACACUCAUGUGGCUGAGGCGGAGUUUGACUAUGGGAACUGUGGGGUUAAGGACAUCUCGAAGAACCUGCUGGGCCUGGAGGGCUUCCCUAUCACCAGGGUAAGGUUCACUAAGUGCUUUAGCUUUGCUAAUGUGGAGUCUGAAAACUCCUACCUGACCCAGCGGGCCAGGUUCUUUACAGAGAAUGAAGGCCAGGAUGACUACAUGGAGGCCCGUGAGGGGAUGCACCUGAAGAAUGUAGACUUUAAGGAAUAUAUGAUUGUCUUUUCUGAUCCUAAUCACCUUCCCUGGUAUGCAUCCAACACCACUUUCUGGGUGGCAGCUGCUUUCACCCUCUCCUGGCCUCUGCGGGUGCUGACAGAGUACCGCACUGCUUGUGUCCACUACCACGUGGAGAAGCUGUUUGGCUUCGACUAUGUUCCCGUAACUCCAUCUGAGGAGCGGCCUUAUUGCCGACACAUCCCACGAGUCAACACAAUCGACAGCACAGAGCUGGAGUGGCACAUCCGUUCUAACCAACAGCUGGUUCCCAGCUAUUCAGAGGCAGUUCUCAUGGACCUGGCCCAGCUCUCAGGGAGCUGUAAUAAUUACUCUGUAUGUGCUGGCUACAGCAGCUACAGGCAGAACUGUGAACGAUGCCACCGUGCUAUCAGCAGCUCCUCCAUCUUCUCUCGCAGCGCCCUCAGCAUCUGCAACACAGGGAGCCCCCGCAUCCCCUUCAGCGCCAGUCGCUUCUCUCUAGGUCGGCUGUACGGCUCCAGGCGGAGCUGCCUGUGGAGGAGCAGCGGGAGCCUUAAUGAGCCCUCCUGCCCAACAGAGAGCACGCGCUGUCUGUCAGGCCAGCAGACCAGUGAGGAGGAACCUCCAGCCUACCAGGACGCGCUGUACUUCCCAGUGCUCAUUGUACAUCGCAACGAAGGCUGCCUCAACCACGACCAUCGCUCCCUGCACAGAAAUGGAUCCUGUGUAGAGACGUCUCUAUGA